AUGGAGGCGCUGAAGCAGAAGGGCAACGAGGCGUUCAAGAAGGGGCAGUUCUCCGCCGCCGCGCUCGCCUACAGGCGCGCGCUCGAGGCUGCGGCGGAGAGCGGCGAGGCGCCGCGCGAGACGGCGUCGCUGCACAGCAACCUGUCGUGCUCGCUACUCAAACUGGGCCACCGCGAGGAGGUCGAAUGGGAGGGGAAGGGGGAGAAUGGGGGGGGGGGGAGAGGAAGAGGGGGAGGGGGAAAGGACGGGCGGGGUGGAUGGGUGGGGGAGAAAUAUGGCUCCCCGUCUCGUGUGCACCCCUCCUUCUACCGCCAUCCCUUCCCCAACCUCCUCCUUCACCCCAUCCCCGCCUUCCUCUCAACCCCCGCCUUCACCCCAUCCCCGCCUUCCCUUCACCCAUGCAUUCCCCUCCUCCCCCCUCCAUGCGCACUCGCCUGCCCGCAUGCCCCCCAGGCGCUGGAGGCGGCGCAGCAGUGCACGGAGCUGCGGGAAGAGUGGAACAAGGGCUGGUUCCGGAAGGGCGAGGCACUGUUUGCGUUGCAGCGGUACGACGAGGCGGAGGAGGCGUACCGGCAGGCCCUGGACCGGGCGCCAGACGAUGCGACGGUGAAGCAGUGUCUGCUGUUGGCGCUGGAGGCUCAGCAGGGCUUCCUGCUUCGCCAGGUGACGCACGCCCUGCCCCUCACGCAUGCCAUGCAUGUGCCCUGCACACCCACCUUCCCUCGCUCACAUGGCAUGUAUGUGCCAUGUGCCAUGUUCGCAGGGCGGGAGUUCUGUGUGGGCAGAGGCCGCAACGUCAUCGAGUCCCAGAUAUACCGCAGUGCACAGCAGAUGCGCAACUUCAUCUACCUCGUCGGCGAUGCGCACUCCCGAGAGGCUGUUGUCGUGGACGGCGCCUGGGACGUCGAGGGCAUUCUGCGAUUCGCAGAGGCGGAGAGAGUGAAGCUGGUGGGCGCGGUGGUGACGCACUACCACUUUGACCACACGGGCGGCAUGCCGCCGCCCCCGUUUGACGCGCUGGGCAUCAAGGUGCCGGGGAUCAGGGAGCUCGCUGCUGCGCACGGCCUCAAGGUGUAUGCCAACAAGCACGAUGCGGCGCUGCUGCAAUCCAAGAAUGGUGUUCCCAGUGACUCCAUUGUGGAGGUCCAGGAUGGGGCGACGAUAGAGGUGGGGGCGGUGUCGUUGCGCUUCAUCCACACACCCGGCCACACGCCUGGCAGCCAGUGCAUCCACAUUGAACGAGCGCCGGGCCAUGAUGACGGUGUUCUAAUAUCAGGAGACACCCUCUUUAUUGGAAGCUGUGGGCGGCUGGACCUACCAGACUGCAACCGCGAGGCCAUGUACGACAGCUUGCAGAAGCUCGCUGCUCUACCGCCCGACACCAGCGUUGCUUCCGCAUGUCCACCUGCUGCUCCUCUGCACGCUGCCCUGGCCCGUGUCCCUCCCUCCUGGGCGUGGUGCAGGGUGUACCCCGGGCACGACUACGGGGGCGCGUUCACGAGCAUCGGCAAGGAGAAGGCCACUGGCUUCCUGCGCCCCAUGACCAAGCAGCAGUGGCUCGCCUCCCAGGCCAAGUGA
Molecule: messenger RNA, 1578 nt
Organism: Closterium sp. Naga37s-1
Lineage: Eukaryota; Viridiplantae; Streptophyta; Zygnematophyceae; Desmidiales; Closteriaceae
Source: the annotation of a GenBank genome assembly